This is a messenger RNA of Aedes aegypti (yellow fever mosquito), 3855 nucleotides long. It is a transcript of the gene sgg, whose product is annotated as glycogen synthase kinase-3 beta. Bases 1067 to 3421 code for a protein of 784 amino acids. Gene Ontology annotation, cellular component: nucleus; cytoplasm; axon. Lineage: Eukaryota; Metazoa; Arthropoda; Insecta; Diptera; Culicidae. Gene Ontology annotation, molecular function: protein serine/threonine kinase activity; ATP binding. The record is from RefSeq and is a predicted model, not a curated record. Gene Ontology annotation, biological process: protein phosphorylation; negative regulation of canonical Wnt signaling pathway; signal transduction. The transcript is spliced from 10 exons.
GCAGUCAGUAUCAACGCAGACACGCGAAGAAGUGGAAGUACGCGCGUUUCCAUCCCCGCUAAUCGUCGUCGUGCGCGCUUCAUCGUGUGGUACCUAUAGAGUCCUCCCGACCGAAACUUACCCACUCUCGCCGCCCGUAAACUAAUCGAAAAGUCGCGAAUUUUGUUUCUUCUUAUUUGGUAGCGUCGUGGCAGUUGUUAUAGAUUGUUGAUUGUUGCACUGUUUGCUGUUGUUGUUGUUAUUCUUAUUGGUACGUAGAAGGUAGUUUUGAAGAGUUGCGAAUUGUGUGGAGUUCGCGCGGUUUACGGCGCCGGUGUGCAAUACGGGUUGAUCGCACAGCUCCAGAAGAAGGGAAGAAUUUCGGAGGAGGCGAAAUAACCAGCGAAGAGUCGCUGCCGCAGCUCUCCAACGCUGCGAAGUGAGUUUCGCGCCGUGUUGCUUCUGCUGGUUUUGGGGUGAGAGCCAUUCAGAGUCAGUGGCCAACGAAUUCCUGGCCUCAACGCAGUUAGUGGCGACCAAGUCGAUCGACUUCCCACAGCACAGCACAGUCUUUCACCCUUGCACGAAGUUGUGGCGCUGCGCCACAUAGUCGAAAAGAAGCGGUGGAGAAGGGAAUACGGCAGGCGGCGAACUGCUAUCGUCGUCAGAUAUCGCAGAGCUGAAGAAGGCGACUCCACCACGCAGACAGCAGUAGAAGAAGAAACCGUCAGAUGCCAAAAUUUGUUGUUUAGUGUUUAUUGAUUGCGCGCAUAUUUUGGGGUCACCUAAGUGCAUAUGUAUGCGUGCGAAAGCGCAUUUGUUGAAGGUGCAAUAUUUUUUUUGUAUUAAGUAAAAUUGUUGACAGUCGCGAGUGUUGAAUCGAAAGCGAAAGCGCUAAGUGUGUGCAGUGUCACAUUGUGUCAUCCGUGACGAAUAGAGGCGCCGACAUAGUUUCGUCUCAGCCGAAAAGUCUCAUCAUCAUUGCCGUCACCUAGAUUACAUACAUUCAUCGACGGACGGCCCCGCCGUGUUCACCACGCCAAACGGUCAAAAGUACGGAGAUAGUGUCCGUCAAGAUUCGGGCACAAUGAAGCAGAUCAAUCUGGAGGACACUCCACUGACGAUGGCGGCGAUCGUGCGCCGUCGGGCGGAAGCCAUCAAGCACAACAGCGAGUGCGAAACGGACGACCAGCGACACAAUCAAACGUUUCCGCCACUCGGUACGGGUACCAUCGCGGCAUCGGACUCGGGAGUGUUCAUGUCUACCUCGGAUAUCGACCGGACGCAUAGUGCGAGCACCAGCACGCAACACCUGAGUGCCGUCGAAGAAUACACGGAAGGUCAAACGGCACCGACCAAGUCCAGUUACGUAAUCGGCGAACAGGACGAAGAUGAAGACGAAUGUCAAGUGGACGACGAAGGCGACGAGGACGAGGGAGAAGAGGAGGACGUCAUCGAACUGGAUCAAUCACACGAGAGCAAGACUGAUAGGAAAUUGAGUAAACGAGCUUGCCAGAGUCUACCGGACGUGAACAGUCCUCGGCCAAACGCUUUGAAAGCUAAAGGAACCACCUGUGAUAGUAGUAGUGAUAUACACGUAGCACCUAAGAAGGAUGAGAUUGAGCUGCGGGCCUCGUCGGAUGCUGCCAAACCCUGCGAUACGGGGGGCCACGGCAAGCAAGCGACGGCCCCGGUAGCGCCGGCUCUGGCCACUUCCCAGCGAAAGCCCGUCGAUCCGAGCCUGCUGCAGGCGUUCUCCAUCGAUCCGAAGCUGAUCAACAAGUUCGACGGGCUCGAGCACACGCUGUACUACAUCGACGAGAACGGCAGCCCGAAGCUGCGGGACAAGUUCUCGGUCCAGCAGCAGCUGGCGGACGAGAAGAAGCGCCGGAAGAAGGCGAAGAAGCUGGAGAAGUACGGCCCGGACGGGGAGGACGAUAUGGCCCAGUGUACCUGCUUUAGCUUUAGUAGGCUAUCGAAAAAGUUCCGGGAUAUGUGUAAAGAUGGUUCAAAAGUGACAACGGUUGUGGCAACAGCCGGCCAGGGACCAGACAGACCACAGGAAGUAUCAUACACAGAUACCAAGGUGAUCGGCAAUGGAAGCUUCGGCGUUGUCUUCCAGGCGACGCUCUGUGAUACGGGCGAGCUAGUCGCAAUUAAGAAGGUGUUACAGGACAAAAGAUUUAAGAACCGCGAACUACAAAUUAUGCGACGGCUAGAACACUGUAAUAUUGUUAAACUAAAAUAUUUCUUUUACUCCAGCGGCGAUAAGCGUGAAGAUUUCCCCUUCGACAUGGGAAUUUUCAGCAGUGCUCUUCAAUCACAGAAAGACGAAGUUUAUCUCAACCUAGUGCUCGAAUAUAUUCCAGAAACCGUAUACAAAGUGGCACGUUAUUAUGCAAAAAACAAACAAACGAUACCAAUCAAUUUUAUCAGGCUCUAUAUGUACCAGCUGUUCCGGAGUCUCGCCUACAUCCACUCGCUCGGUAUCUGCCAUCGUGACAUCAAACCCCAGAACCUGCUGCUAGACCCGGAGACGGCCGUACUGAAGCUGUGCGACUUUGGCAGUGCCAAACAGUUGCUGCAUGGGGAGCCGAACGUGUCGUACAUCUGCUCGCGAUACUACCGGGCACCGGAGUUGAUAUUUGGUGCCAUAAACUAUACCACAAAGAUCGACGUCUGGAGUGCGGGAUGCGUACUAGCCGAAUUACUCCUUGGACAGCCCAUCUUCCCCGGCGACUCCGGCGUCGACCAGUUGGUAGAAAUUAUCAAGGUCCUCGGCACGCCAACCCGGGAACAGAUCAAGGAAAUGAACCCCAACUAUACGGAAUUCAAAUUCCCCCAGAUCAAAAGUCAUCCAUGGCAGAAGGUAUUCCGAGCGCGUACUCCACCAGAUGCGAUCGCACUGGUGUCCCGGUUGCUAGAGUACACGCCGGGAUCCAGAAUAACGCCGAUCCAAGCAUGUGCGCAUCCAUUCUUCAACGAGCUACGAGAGGGCAACAAGACACUACCGAACGGACGCGAGUUUCCGCCACUGUUCAACUUCACAGAGCAAGAGCUAGCGAUUCAACCAAACCUAAAUCUGAUACUGAGGCCCCGGAACCCGAACGACGCGAAAGCCGGCCAAUCGUCCAGCUCGACGGACGGUGGCAACAGUGGCAGCGGCGGAAACGGUGCCGGAGCCAACAGCAGCACAGUGGCCGGUAGCAACAGCAGCAACAAUAGCGGCACAGGUAACGGUGGCAGUAGCAAUAGUGGCGUCGCGCCCGACAGCACCCAGGGGCAGGGGGGCGGCGCCAGCGGUAGCAGCCAGGGGGUGGGAGCUGGGGCGCAGUCCGUCGGCGGUGCGGAGGAUAUUACGUCAUCACAGUCCGUACCCGGCGUCGACAGUAGUUCCAGUCAAGGAGCUAUAGCGUCAGCGGCAACUUCUACGAUGGGUUAGCUUUAAUUCUUACACAUAAAAUAUUAUAUUAUAUAUUUUUUUAAUUUUAAAAUUAUUAAUUUAAUGCGAGGAUGGAAAUAAAAAAAAACAGAAGAACCCACGGCAAGAGAUGGAAAAUAAGGCAAAAUCGUGAAACAAAAGUUAAUAAAAUUACUAGCAAGGUAAAAACCACAAUUCAGCAAAAAAACAGAAUUACAUAUUAAUACACAUAGACGAAUUAAUUAAUAUUGAAACACCCACACAGAAGAAAAAGGAACAACAACAAUACUAAUCGAGCAGCACCUUGCGCAUAGCCGGAAUACGCGCAAGGUUCUAAAUUAAGUAAAUCACAAAUUUACCUUCAACGAGAAAAGAUAAAUUCUGAGAGUAAUAAAUAUUUCAAAUCAAUAUUAUUCUAACUAAUGAACAAUUUAAAACACACCCACAAAAACACA